UCAACAGAAUGUUCUAUAAAGCACAGAUAAUAUAUUUUAUUCUCAAACACUUGCUCUGUAAUCAGUACCAUAAAUAACAGAAUGUGUGGUAGGAAUUAUCAAUGGUUUAUUAUUAAUGUGUUAAUUAUGUUGUCUGUUUUGUUUUUGUGUUUUAGGGUUGUUGAGAUUUUGUAGUUAACCAUGGAUAUAAUACUUGAAAAGAAGAUAAUUCUAACCGAGAUCCUGUCUGCUGAAACGGAUUUUAUUCUCCAACAUGUUCAGCAGAACAAACUUAUCACAGAUCGUGACUACAGGGCUCUCAAAAGUCUUCCUCAAAACACUGAGACGUCGUCUGGUGAAGUUCUGGAUACACUGAGAGGCAAGGGGGAAGAGGCCUGUCAGAAGUUUAUAGUCUUGCUGAAGCAGCAGUGUGUGUUGGAGCAAUAUCCAGGACUGAAAGAUGUUUUCCCAGAUCUCAGACAAGGUCUUGGGGUUUCUGCUCCGGAAACACCACCACAGGACCCUGAUCAUAUUUCCAAAAUAAAUGAAUACAGGAAAUCCAUCUGCUUCACAUACAAAAACGUGGAGGAGUAUAACUCUGGACCUGGUGAAAAUGUGCUGCUGGCUGACCGCUACACUGAGCUGCUGAUCGUUGAGAGAAACAGACAGCAGAGAGAAAUAGAGAAUGAGAUCCGUUUUAGAGGGGAACAUCACCAGCAGGUCUUAAAAACCAGGGCCAGUGAAGCGAAUAGCAGAAUCACCGUUGACCAGUUGUUCAGACCCUACGACGAUAAGAAUGUUCCAAAGGCAGUUAUUCUCCAAGGCAACUCUGGACAUGGCAAAUCUUUCACCGCUCAGAAGAUCAUGUACGACUGGGCCUCAGGAAAAGUAUUCAAAGACCUGUUCCACCUUGUUCUUCACCUGAAAUGCAAAGAGCUUAAUGAAAUCUCAGAGGCAAACAGUCUGGUGGAUCUCCUGAACUACUCUCCAAGCUUCACCAGAGAGACAGAAGAGGUGCUGAAAAACUCAAAAAUGGAAGUGCUCUUCCUCAUUGAUGGCUUUGAUGAGCUCAAGUUCUCAUUUGAGAAAACUAGCACAGUGCCACCUAAAGACCCUUCCACAAAAGCUCCUCUUGAGGCCACUCUGAGUGCUCUGCUGAAGGGGUUUGUGCUGCCUAAGUGCUCCCUGCUGGUCACCACCAGGUCCACUGCUUCAGACAAACUGAGCAAGCUGCUCAGUUAUCCUAAGCGUUUCACUGACAUCCUAGGCUUCACUGAGGAGGGGGUGAAGGAGUACUUCCAGAGGUUUUUCAAAGAAGAGCAGCUAGCAAAUAAAGCAUUUGACUGUGUGAGGAAAAACGAGACUUUGUACACUGCCUGCUUCAUCCCCGUCAUCUGCUGGAUCAUCUGCACAGUUUUCAGGGAGAAAGAAGAAAAAGGCACGGACUUCACUAAGGAACUAGAAACACCCACCUCUGUAUUUGUGCAUUUUGUGUCCAUUCUGCAGGAGCAUCACUGCCAGGGUUUGAGUCAGCCUGAAACUCUUCUGAUGAGCCUGGGCCAGCUGGCAGAGAGAGGGUUACAGGAACAUCAGGUCCUGUUUGAUGAGAAGAGUUUGUCUGCUGCUUUCCCUGACAACCAAACAACCAAAAACAAUCCUUUCCUCUGCAAAGUCUUGCAAAGGAAGGAAGUCAAACAGGAAAGCAUGUACAGUUUCAUGCAUCUGAGCUUCCAGGAGUUCUUCGCUGCUCUCCAGUACCUGAUGCUGAAGAAUGAGAAAGAGGCACUUAAAAAACUACGGAAGUUGUUAGGAAACGUAAAACGUUUUAAACCUGUUAUUCAAUUCCUUUUUGGGCUUUCAAACAAAGCCCUUCACUCACACCUGAUAAAGCAGCCCUGGCCAUCCAUUCAAGCUCAUCUGCAGAAGUGGCUUCUAAACCUUUUGAAAAGUGGCGUUAAUGAAAAGGAUAUGCUGCAUCUACUUCAUUGUCUCUAUGAGCUCCAUGAGGAUGAGUUUGUAAGGAGAGCCAUGGGAGUCUGGGGUAAGAUAAAGUUGCCCUACAUUACCCUGACGAGGACAGACUGCUGGGUGCUGCUGUACUGCCUGCAGUGUUGCCCGACCAUCAAAAGCCUGAACCUCCGGUACAACCACAUAACAGCAGAGAAGCUGAGGAUGCUGCAGCCUGCACUGAGCAGGUGUGAGGAGCUGUGGUGAGUAUGUCUCUGAAGAGAGAAAUGGCAUAAUAUACGGUGAUAUCAGGUAACCAAGAUUAGCACAAUAUUACACAGAUUGCCUUACAUAAUACGUUAGAACUAGAGUGAAUAUUUUCACACACCACUACAACAUCUUGCAAUCAUUUCACCACAAGUAUAAUUGUGCAACAAAGAGAUCAAAUAGAACACAAAAUAAAUUGUUUCAUCAGUCAAGUGCCAAAUAGACCUUUAUGCGACACGUUGGACUUUGAGUAUUUUUGUAAUAUUCCCCAAAAAUUGAAUAUACAUAGUAUGAAUAUGAAAUGAAUAUACAAAAGAGAUUGUAUACCAGUCGAGGGUAUGAG
Messenger RNA from Clupea harengus (Atlantic herring), 2536 nucleotides. Its product is annotated as NACHT, LRR and PYD domains-containing protein 1 homolog. The transcript has 3 exons. The record is from RefSeq and is a predicted model, not a curated record. Gene Ontology annotation, cellular component: cytoplasm. Bases 181 to 2193 code for a protein of 670 amino acids. NCBI's taxonomy places the organism in Eukaryota, Metazoa, Chordata, Actinopteri, Clupeiformes, Clupeidae.